Orussus abietinus is the source of this 1668-nucleotide messenger RNA. RefSeq names its product protein spindle-F (gene spn-F). The coding region runs from base 560 to 1639 and encodes 359 amino acids. NCBI's taxonomy places the organism in Eukaryota, Metazoa, Arthropoda, Insecta, Hymenoptera, Orussidae. The record is from RefSeq and is a predicted model, not a curated record. The transcript is spliced from 5 exons.
UAUCUGUAGUAAGAAUGCUCACUUCUCGCACUUUCAUCUCACUUGUUCUUUGGUGAAGCUAAUUUCAAAAUGGCGAUGCGUGUAUACACAUGAUAUGUUUAACAUAAUGCGGAAAACUCUGAUUUGUGUUUAUGACGGUUGACUUUUUCUUUAUAAAAAUUGUAAAAACGAACAUAAAUCUUAUCGUUUUCUUAACUUGAGGAGGAAAAAUGACAACCGACAACUGUGCAAUAAUUUUAUCCGGUCAAAGUAUAAGUACUGGUUAACUAUUUUGAAACGACGAUUGCAAUAAGUUUGCUGUUUUUCAUUUCAAGCAAAAGUUACUAAUAAAUAGAAGUUAUCUACUUGAAAAGUGUUUGAAUAAAUUAAUUGAAAUUUUCAAAAAAGAGCCCAUUAUUGUUGGCAAUAUUUUCACUGUUCAAGACAGACAACUUUUAAAGGUUUGUCAAUCAACUGCACAAUUUAAUUUUCAACUGAUCAUCGAAUAAUAAGAAAAAGUACCAAAAAAAGUAAUAAAGUACACCGUUUGAAAACGUAAAAAAUCCUAUAAAAUACAAUCAUGAGUAGUAUAGAUAAUGCAGAACUCUCCUCUGAUGAAAAUUUUGGAUCACAAUAUGCGCUUCAAGUUGCAUUUCAAACGAUGAAGGAGAGGUGUCAACAUUUGCAAAGCAGAUUAGAUGCAGUUGAAGAAGAAAAUGUGCAUUUACGUCUUGAGUGUGGAAAAGAUACUUCAGCAGCAGUAAUUCAUGCUAACGAAUCUAACGAAAAGAGUCUUGUGCAAGCUCUUCGGGACAAAAUAGAAGAUCUUACAAAACAGAAGUCACAACUCACACAUCACAUUUUCAUGGUAGCAGCAGAAAACAGGCAACUAUGGAAUCGCCUGACUCGAUUAACGAGAACAAAUAAAAAUUUAGGGAAUCAAUUAACGAAAAUCUCAGAUACGCUUAAGCAACAUACUUCUGUACAAUCAUGUGACGUCACGUCAUAUAAUGUUAAGGAUGUUACAAAUUUGGUAAAGAAUGAACAGGGUGAUAAAUCCUCUCAAGUUGUUAAUCAUGGUAAUCAAGAACAAAGUUUAGAGGAAAUUUCACUUAAACUUAUAAACAGCAUAAUGUUGGAAAAAUCUGAACUAGAACAACAAUAUGCACAGAUGGUGGAAAUGCAAAAUUCUGAGGAAGUUAAUCUACAGUACAUUGGUUUUACUUAUCCAGAAGAUUCUGACACAGAUUCACUGGAACAAUUAAAACAACAUGAUGUUCAGUUAUCUCAGACUAAAGAAACUUUAUUAGCACAACAAGUGCGAUUGAAAAAGGCAAUACAGAACCUCAGGAAAUUUAAAAAAGGAGUAUUUUGCAGAAGUUGUCGUCAAAAUGCAAAUAAAAAAGUGUGCCAAAUUGGUACUCAAUUUGAUUCCGAUGAUAGUCUUAAGGAACAUGGUGCUACCCAAACUAGUCUUCUGCCACUGUCUAAUUUAGUUACAGAACAUUCUCAAUCUGUGGAAAAUAGAGAUAUAAGUGAUCAUAUCUGUCCACUGUGUGGCGCAUGUUUCAGAAAUGCCCCAUUUACCUCGUUACAUGAACAUGUUUUACAUCAUUUUACAGGCGAAGAAUCAGUAAAUGGAUCCAAGAUGGUUCAAUGAAAAGAAUAAACUUAUGCUCUCUGUAUAAA